UCUACUCUUGUACUUAGGUCAACUUCCCGUGGUGCUUCCGCGCUGGUCCUGCAGAGCGCUGACCUCCGGCAGCAGCCAUGUCCUCCCGGCCGUUUGAGAGCCCGCCUCCUUACAGACCCGAUGAAUUCAAGCCGAAUCAUUACCCACCGAGCAAUGACAUAUAUGGGGGCGAGAUGCACGUGCGACCGAUGCUGUCCCAGCCGGCGUAUUCCUUUUACCCGGAAGAUGAGAUUCUUCAUUUCUACAAAUGGACCUCCCCGCCGGGAGUGAUCCGCAUCCUGUCUAUUCUCAUCAUCGUGAUGUGCAUUGCCAUAUUUGCCUGCGUCGCCUCCACGCUUGCCUGGGACAGAACGUACAGUACUGGCCUGCUGGGAAGUGGCAUAGGCUACCCCUACGGAAGCGGUUUUGGAAGCUAUGGCUAUGGCUAUGGCUAUGGCUACGGUUACGGCUACGGCGCCUACACGGAUCCGCGAGCGGCCAAGGGCUUCCUGCUGGCCAUGGCUGCCUUCUGCUUCAUCUUUGCCCUGGUGGUAUUCAUUACCAGUGUGAUCAGAUCGGAAAUCGCCAGGACGAGAAGGUACUACUUGACUGUGAUCAUAGUGAGUGCCAUCCUGGGCGUCCUGAUGUUCAUUGCCACCAUCGUCUACAUCAUGGGGGUCAACCCGACGGCCCAAGCGUCCGGAUCUAUGUACAGCUCACAAAUAUAUGCUCUCUGCAACCAGUUCUACGCGUCUACAGUCUCAAGCCUCUACGUGGAUCAGUAUUUGUACCACUACUGUGUGGUGGAUCCCCAGGAGGCCAUUGCCAUUGUACUAGGGUUCUUGAUUCUUGUGGCUUUUGCUUUAAUCAUUUUCUUUGCUGUGAAAACUCGAAGAAAGAUGGACCGCUACGACAAAUCCAACAUUCUAUGGGAGAAGGAGCGCAUGUAUGACGAGCAGGCCCCCAAUGUUGAAGAGUGGGUCAAAAACGUGUCUGCCGGCACGCAGGACAUGCCCCCGCCGCCGUCAGACUUUGUGGAGAGAAUGGACGGCUCCGUGGCCUACUCUUCCGAUGGCAAGCUGAACGGCAAGAGGCCUUACCCAGAAUCUUCCUACAAGUCAACCCCGCUGGUGCCGGAGGUGGCCCAGGAGCUUCCGUUGACUGCAUCCAUGGACGGCUUCAGGCAGCCCCGUUCCAGCAGCAGUGGGAACUUGGAGACCCUACCCAAAAAGGGCCCCACCAAGGGAAGAGCGGGGAGGCCCAGGAGGUCCGAGCAGGACCACUACGAGACGGACUACACAACUGGUGGCGAGUCCGGUGACGAGCUGGAGGAGGACUGGGUCAGGGAGUACCCGCCUAUUACGUCGGAUCAACAGCGGCAGCUCUACAAGAGAAACUUUGACAGUGGCCUGCAGGAGUACAAGAGCUUGCAAGCAGAGCUCGAUGAGGUCAACAGAGAGCUUUCCCGCCUCGAUAAGGAACUGGACGAUUAUAGAGAAGAGAGUGAGGAGUACAUGGCGGCUGCUGAUGAGUACAACCGGCUGAAGCAGGUGAAGAGCUCCGCAGAUUAUAAAAAUAAGAGGAACUACUGCAAGCAGUUGAAGAGCAGACUGUCGCACAUCAAGAAGAUGGUUGGGGACUAUGACGGGCGGAGAACAUAGAAGGGCACGUGCUGUGGUGCUCAAGGACCCAGGUGUGGGCUGGAAAUCUCCGGGGUGUUUGACGAAGGGGCACGGCUCUGGAUGCUCAACAGGAAGCCGUGCUCCGUGACCGUCACAGCAUUUUGGUAGCUUUAACAUCAUCAGUAUUGAAGCAUUUUUA
This is a messenger RNA of Ochotona princeps (American pika), 1800 nucleotides long. It is a transcript of the gene OCLN, whose product is annotated as occludin. The record is from RefSeq and is a predicted model, not a curated record. Lineage: Eukaryota; Metazoa; Chordata; Mammalia; Lagomorpha; Ochotonidae. The transcript has 8 exons. Gene Ontology annotation, biological process: bicellular tight junction assembly. Gene Ontology annotation, cellular component: bicellular tight junction; apical plasma membrane; cytoplasmic vesicle. Bases 78 to 1640 code for a protein of 520 amino acids.